Molecule: messenger RNA, 2175 nt
Organism: Polypterus senegalus (gray bichir)
Lineage: Eukaryota; Metazoa; Chordata; Cladistia; Polypteriformes; Polypteridae
Gene: hhatlb
Product: hedgehog acyltransferase like, b
Exons: 12
Coding region: 353-1864 (503 amino acids)
Biological process (GO): negative regulation of N-terminal protein palmitoylation
Cellular component (GO): endoplasmic reticulum
Molecular function (GO): acyltransferase activity
Source: RefSeq, a predicted model, not a curated record
CGGAUUGAAUGUCGCCACAGCCCUCCCGGUGUGUCUGUCACCAGAGAUCUACUGUGAUGGACAGCACAAGGACCAGCCUUCUGCAGCCCUGGUUCAAAAUAUAAAUACAUCUGCGAAACUGCCGCCCAUCACCCGAGCCGAGCGGGGAUCCGCACCGCUGCUUCAAUGCGGCAGAUGAAGCUCGCAGAUUGCCUUUCGUCUUGAUUUUUAUUUCCAUUCUGAAGAGAGAGAAGGAGAAAGACAGGGGGACCUUCUUGUUCACUGCUUCACCGGCACUUUCUUGAAGGAGCAACAACUCUACUCAAGGAUCUCAAGAUAAUUUCAAUCACUUGGUACCGAACAUCCAACCAAGAUGGGUAUUAAAGCAGCUCUCCCUAAAUAUGAGUUGUAUUUUUACACCGUUGUGUUGUCACUUGCACUUCUUUGGGCUGCAGAUUGGAUCUUUGAUGUGUCCAGCGAACACAUGAACAGAAAAGCAUUUAAGGAAAGUGUUCAACAAGGAUGGCAUUAUUUUGGUCGGAAAAUGGAUGUGGCUGACUUUGAAUGGACCAUGUGGUUUACUAAGUUCCGGAACUACAUCGUUUUUGCUCUCUCUGGGCAUGUCAUUUUUGCAAAGAUUUGCUCAAUGACGUUGCCAGAGCACAGAUCCAUUGUUUAUAUGGUCUACGGGAUAUUGGCUGUGUUUGCCACCAUGGGAUUCAACUAUUUAAUGCUUAUCCUGUCCCACUGUGGGCUUCUCUACAGCGUUGCCCUGGCAAAACAGAAAUGGCUUUGCUUUGCAGCUGGCCUCUGUAGUUUGGCCACUUUCAAGAUGGAACCCUUCAGUUCUUGGCAGUCUGGCUUUGUCAUCGGAAAUUUUGAGCUUCAGGACAUACUGUUUUAUGGGGGAAGUGGAUUCACGAUCAUAAGAUGCAUGAGCUUUGCUUUGGAGAAUUCUGAAAAGAAAGAUGGUAACUAUACGUUCCUGGACCUGCUCAAAUACAAUUUCUACCUCCCGUUUUUCUUUUUUGGGCCCAUCAUGACGUUUGACCGAUUUCAUGCUCAGGUGCAUAACAAUAACCUGACACGUAAAGAGAGAGAAAUGUGGAAUAUCAGGGUGAUGGCAGUCGUGCAUUUGGUUGUGAUUGUGCUGGUGGAUGUGCUUUUUCACUUUCUCUAUAUUCUCACAAUACCAUCAGACAUGAAACUUGCUAAAAAUCUAUCAGACUGGUCUCUAGCUGGCCUGGCCUACUUCAACUUGGUGUAUGACUGGACUAAAGCAGCUGUGAUGUUUGGAGUCAUCAACACUAUUUCCCGACUUGAUCACCUCGACCCUCCACAGCCUCCUAAAUGUAUCACCAUGCUCUAUGUAUUUGCUGAAACCCACUUUGACAGGGGAAUUAAUGACUGGCUAUGCAAGUAUGUGUAUGACCAUAUUGGUCAAAACCACGACAACAUUUUCAAGGAACUUAUGGCUACCGUGUCCACUUUCGCCAUCACCACCUUAUGGCUUGGGCCAUGUGAAAUUGUUUACAUUUGGUCUUUCUUCAACUGCUUUGGCUUGAACUUUGAGCUCUGGGUGGCCAAAUUCUUCCAGUUACAGCCUUUUGCAACAAUCGAGAACAACAUGUCUGAAGCAAUGUCCCGCAGGAUUAGGGGUGUGUUCAAUGCAGCUAACUUCUGGGCUAUUGUUCUUUAUAACGUUUUGGCCCUCAACAGUCUGGACUUUGCAAAGCUUGUGGCAAAAAGGCUGAUCAUCAAAGGUUUUCCCAUCUCCACUCUCUCUGUCCUCUUUAUAACAUACUGUGGAGUCCAGCUGAUUAAAGAACGGGAGAGAAGGCUGGCCUUGGAAGAGGAAACCGCUGCAAAGGACAAAACAGAAUAAAACAGCAGCCUGGGUUUUUUUUCACCUUCUAGAUCAUUUAACAAUGUGAGAUCUGUAGUGAAAGGGAAAAAUUACUCCUCCAGUUUUGAGGCCAGGUUUAAUGUAAAUGUAACAUCAUUUGGUACUGUAAUGUUUGAAAUGCACUUGUCUUACAUCACAGUUACUAGUUUAAAAUGAUUUAAUAUUGGGAAGAUGCAUUUAUAUUUGGGCCAAAAAUUACUCAAACUGGUGCUGUUGGCUGUGGUUUGGUACAACAUCUACCUUAUGUAAUUUUCUGUAUAUUGAAUACAUUAAAGAUCCUAUUUAACUAA